AUGCUCAUCUUCUUCAAGAUGCGCCUAUCACUCCUUACACAAUCUCUUCUAUUCCACAACUCCUUACUGGACGAGCUCUUCCAACUGGCACAUGCAACGCAGACACUCCAUGUGAGAAUGCAGCAUGCUGCGGUACCAACGGCCUGUGUGGCUACUCACCAACGGAGUGUGGCAAGGGUAACUGCACCUCCAACUGUGAUGCAAAAGCUCAGUGCGGACAAUACGGCAAAGAUGGCUCCCAAGAAUGCCCACUUGGUGUGUGCUGUUCUGAAUUUGGGUUGCCAAAAAGAAUUUGGUGGUUGCGGCAAUGUCACAAGACCAUCCUGCUCAGGCAAUUCCGUCUCCAAGCGGACAAUUGGCUACUAUGAGGCAUGGUCAAACACUCGCAGUUGUCAGGCAGUCUCGCCGGAGGAUCUCAACCUGAACGGCUUCUCCCACAUCAACUUUGCUUUUGCAUUCUUCGAUCCCAAGACAUUCCAAAUUGCACCCAUGGACACGGAGACCGGAAAGCUGUACAGUCGGUUUACGGCACUGAAAAAUAACAAUGCCGGGCUAGAAGCAUGGAUCUCUGUCGGCGGCUGGUCCUUCACGGAUCCAGGGCCAACUCGAACGGCAUUUAGCGACAUGACAAGCACGGCCGAGAACAGGAAAAAGUUCAUUUCGGGCUUGAUUGAUUUCAUGGAACACUACGGCUUUGAUGGUGUUGAUCUUGAUUGGGAGUACCCCCAAGCCGACGACAGAGGCGGCGUUACGGCAGACAAGAAAAACUACGCCCUACUAACCAAGGAGCUCAGGGCCGCGUUUGGCUCCCGCUACGGAAUAUCAAUGACGCUGCCGACGUCGUACUGGUAUCUCCAGCAUUUUGACCUCGAAUCCAUCCAGGCAAACGUCGACUGGUUCAACUUUAUGGCUUACGACUUGCACGGAACCUGGGACGCUGCGUCCAAGUUUGUUGGGCCUUAUCUCGCACCUCACACCAAUGUUACUGAGAUUGACAUGGGCCUCGAUCUUCUUUGGAGGGCGGGAGUCAAGCCUGCCAAGGUUAUUUUGGGGCUUGGAUGGUACGGACGUAGCUUCACUCUCUCUGAUCCAUCCUGUAACAAGCCGAAUGGUGUGUGUCAGUUUUCUGGUGGUGCCCAACCUGGUCUAUGUUCGAAUGCGUCGGGCAUCUUGACCCUACAAGAAAUUAACGAGGUCAUUGACUACAAUGACCUCAAGCCUGUCUGGGAUAAAGAAGCCAUGGUGAAGUGGAUCACCUGGGAUGACAACCAAUGGGUAUCAUACGACGACGAUGAUACGUUUGAACAGAAGCGCAAGUUCGCCAACUCCCGAUGCUUGGGAGGCACCAUGGUCUGGGCCAUGGAUCAGCGAGAUCAAGGCGAGGAUAACGGCUUGGCGCCAGCAUCUGGAGUCACUACUGGUCAGCAACAAGACGCACAAGAAAUGGCCCAAGGCCUUGCUGCCGGCGUCUCUUGUUAUACAUCGGACUGCGGAGCAAGCUGCAAGAAGGGUACGAACCCUGUCACCCAAAUGAAUGGCCAACCCGGUAUGCUCUCUACCAGUGACCGCUGUGAUAAGAACCAAUAUCGCACACUCUGCUGUGAUGAUGGUACGACCAUUGGGACUUGCAAGUGGCGGGGUUAUCGGGGCUUGGGUCUGUCGUGCAUGGGUGGCUGUGACGACGAAGAGACCGAGAUCCUGCAGGACACAAACAACCACAGCAAGAAUGGCGACCAGACGUGUACUGGUGGUAUACAGAGCUACUGCUGCAAAGGCUUCGAAUCUGCUCCGACAAAAGAAGAGCUCGAAGAGGAAGCGAAGGAGAAGGCCGAGGAGCUAGCCGAAGAAGCUGCAGAACAGGCAGCUCUCGAUAUCGCUGCAAAGGCCUUUUGUCGUGUUGCCAUUCCGGCUCUUUUGGCUCCUUUGGAGUUAAUUGAAGCUGCAAUUCCGAUUAUUGGCGAAAUUUUGGACAUCGCUGAAAUUGCCGCGACGCCGGCCCUGAUUCAACUGUGUACCAGUGGCAUUGAGAAAGAAGGCAAAGCUAUUUUCAAGGUGUUCGGAAAAGAGCACUCCGUGACAUUCGACAGACCAUCCAAGACUGUAUCCCGGCCGCCCAAGUCCAGUCAUACACCAGCAAAGACAUCUUCUUGCGACUCCAAUGUCAAGCGGGCAGACGACGGUAGACCUUGCAAGAGACGGAAACGUGUAAUGACAUCGCACCGGACCAGCGAAAUCGUGGCUGCUACGAGAAUGCUGCCGAAUGGCGGACACCUAAUUCCGUGCGCCGGCGGCGGUGGCGUGUACCCCGAAGCUUGCAAGAAUUACAAGUCCAUCGUCGACAACUAUCCGCAGUACAAGACCAUCACCUGCCCUUACCGAAAGGUUGACACCAAGAAGCGUCCGAUCACAAAGGUUUUCGACGAGCAGCGUGCGACGGACCUCUGGGAUCCCGUGAUCAACGCGCCCAAUGGAUGCUCCCCAGACGAGUACCCGCCGGCGGUGAUGGCACCCGUGAAUGACGGGUACGACAUCCUCAGAGAUAUGAUCGUCCCUGCCGACCGGGAGGUUUACAGGCUUCUUAGUGCGAAACCUCCUGCUGUGGACGGGCAAAUGGUUCGCUACCUUGACGCGGUCGACAAUCGCGAAGCGGGAAAGAUCUUCAACAAAUGCGGCCAACCGCCGGCAGCCUCGGUGGUGCACACAACCACAACCAUCGUUGACCCCGAUGCCAAAGUCCCCGUUGAAUGGCAUUUGACAAAGAUCGCCCUCUCGCGGCUGGUUUGGGAGCUGGACUUUGCUGGACUUCCUGAUAACUCCAACGACUACGGUGUCGCGGACAACAUCUGCGUACCGACGAUCAACGGAAAGAAGCACCCAGGCUAUGCCCUUCUGAAUUCGGAUAAAUGGUUUGAGAGACCAGGUAACGAGGAGGAGGCGGAUUUGAGAGACACGUGGCCCAAUGGUCCUGCGAGAAAACGCUGGGUUGAGCCAGCGGGACUGGUGCUGGAGGGCGCCAACUCGACGCGGGUAGCGACUCCUGAGGAAGUGCGUAAUCACCUCAGGCUCGACGAGUGUGCGGAUGACAGCUGCUCGCGAGAAAUCGAGAAGCUGAAGUAUGUGGCCAGGGACUUCAGGGACAAGGCGCGGAAGGCAGCCAACUCGCCGGCGGAAGCGCCGGCACCGGAGCCGACGGCUGUCUCGGAGCACAACGGCAUUCAAGCCCUGCCCCCGAGUCAACCAGGACGGUACUUUGACUCUAAUAUCCCCGUGCAUACUGGGGUUUAA
Molecule: messenger RNA, 3285 nt
Organism: Colletotrichum graminicola M1.001
Lineage: Eukaryota; Fungi; Ascomycota; Sordariomycetes; Glomerellales; Glomerellaceae
Product: glycosyl hydrolase family 18
Exons: 8
Coding region: 1-3285 (1094 amino acids)
Biological process (GO): carbohydrate metabolic process
Molecular function (GO): chitin binding; hydrolase activity, hydrolyzing O-glycosyl compounds
Source: RefSeq, a predicted model, not a curated record